Cyphellophora europaea CBS 101466 is the source of this 1695-nucleotide messenger RNA. RefSeq lists its product as uncharacterized. The record is from RefSeq and is a predicted model, not a curated record. The transcript has 2 exons. Bases 1 to 1695 code for a protein of 564 amino acids. Gene Ontology annotation, biological process: DNA-templated transcription; regulation of transcription by RNA polymerase II. Gene Ontology annotation, molecular function: DNA-binding transcription factor activity, RNA polymerase II-specific; RNA polymerase II cis-regulatory region sequence-specific DNA binding; zinc ion binding. Gene Ontology annotation, cellular component: chromatin. Lineage: Eukaryota; Fungi; Ascomycota; Eurotiomycetes; Chaetothyriales; Cyphellophoraceae.
AUGUCUGCUGAUUUCUCCUUCCUCGAGACAUAUAUCGUUUCUCAGGCUCCUACUCAAUCCUUUGCCUUUCUCCUACAAUUUACAAGUGGAGUUAAGCUCACGCAGGCUUUCGGAGAUCCAGCACAACCUCUCAACUUCAUUGGGCCGGAGAUGUGUUCUAGUCCUUCGUCUUCUCGUACUGAAUCUGUCUCUAUCGACGACAUGAUUUCCUUGCCCUGGGAUAAGUCCGGAGUUUUGCCCCUGACGAGUGGCCGGAAUGCAAUAUCUUCAGGGUGUCAGACAGUCGAUGGCACCUCUUUUCCCUCGACGACACACGGGACGAUUUCCCUGAACCCUGUCAACAAAAGUAUCCUGGUUGAGAAGUCACGGCAGAUCCUGGCCGGUUUGAAGCACCUGAAGGAUCUCAGUGGCUCGUGUAAGUGCCACUACACCGAGUCGCGAGACACUAUCGCGGCGGACUUCUUCUCUGCAUUUCGUUUGUCAUCUCACCUCGACCACUAUUGGUCAAACUGGCACCCCAACCUGCCCAUCAUCCACCGUCCAUGGUUCAACGUGCUGUCCGCACCAAGCUGUCUCCUGGCAUCAAUGGCGAUCAUGGGUGGCCGUUACUCAGCUAAUAGCCGAGAUCAGGCAGAAAGCAGAGCUUUGUUCAAUGAUGUUGAGGAGCUGGUCUUUCACGAACUGAGCACCGUCAUAAGCCACUUGGCCAAGAUCAGCCAUCUGACAAACAAUCUGCAGCCACAACGCCAACAUGUGCAGGCCUUGCAAGCGGCAUACAUUGUCUUGGUCUACCAAAGUUGGGAUGGAAGUGUUGCAGAUCGACACAAGGCCCGUAGGCAUCGUUUCUCACAGAUGAUUGAAACCAUGCAACUGCUUGGGAUCGGCAAAGCAAAACACAGGGAUUAUCGUUGCACAUCAGUGGACGAGUUCGACUGGCUGCAGUUUGUUGAGAUGGAGGAAUUGACCAGGAUAUUCGUGUGGUGCUCUCUCAUUGAUGCAGCUUUUGUCACGUUCUAUAACAUAGCGCCACGACUUGGCCUAAGAGAGUUGAGGAUGGGACUGCCUAGUCCAGAAACGUGCUUCGAGGCGACCUCGUCGGAAACGUGUCUGUUCGAGCUACAGAAGUGGCAGUAUCAGGUUGACUUCGACGCGGAGACAACGCUUUACGACUUUCUCAAGAGUUUCUGCGGAGCCGAGAUGGAUUUUGCAACCCAGCUUCGUGUAGCAUCUCACAGCACCAUCAGUCUGUUCUGCAUCGCAUCUGGUGCGUAUUCUUUGUCCCCUUUGCUCGUUUCCAUUGAUCCUUACUGCGAAGCAGCUUUCCACGUCAUGCUCUUCAACUCGGACCCCGAAAUUGGGGCGCUCUCACAGUACGAUCCAAUACUCACAGGUCUCUCCAACUGGCGCGCUGUGUGGAAUCGCAAGUCGAUGCUAUCAGGGGAACAGAUCUCACAGCAGGCAAUUGGGGUGACGUCUCACGAUGCAACGCGGACUGGGUUCUGGAACUACUGCCCAGAAUACUGGUUGCUGGCACACGUUAUCGUCAAAGAGAUCAUCAAGACUAAAUCGGUCAACAGCAACGGGCGACCAAUGCUUGCAGGAGCGUCCUCAGCGGUGUCAGGAUAUGAUGAGAUGACUCAGGGCAAGCUUCAUGAUUUCAUCCAAUCAUAUCAAUGCGGGAGUCUGGCGUUAUGA